Messenger RNA from Brachypodium distachyon (stiff brome), 1380 nucleotides. Its product is annotated as tobamovirus multiplication protein 2A. The record is from RefSeq and is a predicted model, not a curated record. NCBI's taxonomy places the organism in Eukaryota, Viridiplantae, Streptophyta, Magnoliopsida, Poales, Poaceae. Gene Ontology annotation, cellular component: membrane. The transcript is spliced from 7 exons. Bases 182 to 1033 code for a protein of 283 amino acids.
CGUCCGACCGCUUUGUGGGCCGGCGGUCCAUUCGUUCGUGCCACGUCCACCUAAGCAGCUCGCCUCUUUUCCCCUCGUCCUUUCUCUUCAAGCUCUACAACCUCUCGCAAAAAAAGAAAAAGGAAAAGGAAAAGCCUGGAAUUAAUCAUCGACAGGUUGUAUCUGAUAAGAUUGGUCGGAGAUGGCGGCGUGCCGGGGUUUCUUCGAGUGCCUGCUCAGGCUGCUCAACUUUGUCCUCACCGUCGCCGGCCUCGCCAUGGUCGGGUACGGGAUCUACCUGCUCGUGGAGUGGAUGAGGAUCUCAGGCGGCGGGGCACCGCCGUCUCCCGCGCCGCCGGCUGACCUGCUUCUGUUCGGCCGCCCGAUGCUCACCGUCGUUGGCCUCGCAGAUGGCGGCGGUUUCUUCGAUAAACUACCCAAAGCAUGGUUCAUCUAUUUGUUCAUUGGUGUAGGCGCUGUUGUCUUCAUCGUCUCUCUGUUUGGCUGCAUUGGUGCAGGGACAAGAAAUACUUGUUGCUUGUGUUGCUAUUCUUUUUUGAUCAUAUUGUUGAUCCUUGUUGAGGCUGGAGCAGCUGCAUUCAUAUUUUUCGACCAUAGCUGGAAAGAUGUAAUUCCAGUGGAUUAUACACGGAACUUUGAUGCCAUGUAUGACUUUCUGGAGGAAAACUGGGAGAUUGCAAGAUGGGUUGCUCUUGGUGUUGUUGUUUUUGAGGUAUUGCUUUUCUUGUUAGCUGUGGUUGUCCGGGCAUUGAACAAACCUGCUGAGUAUGACAGUGAUGAUGAAAUCAUUGGAACUGCCCGAAGCACUAGCAUCCGCCAGCCUCUUAUCCAUUCCCAGAAUGCUCCUGCUACUGGUGUUCCUGUCCCAACACUUGAUCAGCGUGCUAGCAGAAACGAUGCAUGGAGCCAAAGGAUGCGAGAGAAGUAUGGUCUGGACACGAGCCAAUUCACCUACAAUCCAUCCGAUUCUGCAAGAUAUCAGCAAAAUGGGGCGCCUCCCGCUGAAGAAAGGAACCGUUGCACCAUAUUGUAGAAAAUCCUUUGCAACAUUGUCCAAAUUGAUGGUUUUCUUUGAACAGGCUAUGUCAGCUUGGGCAGUUUGGCUGCACCGUGUUGUUCAGAGUGGAGUGGACUAUGGAUAGAGGGUUGUGUUCUCAAAAAAUACUCUAUGCACCUGUAAUUUUUGUGUGAAUGAGGAUUGACCAUCUACAUGUGAUCUUUUUUUUACAUUCCAUUUUACUUUCUCCCAUCUAACUUGUAUUCAGUAUCUAGCAGCUCCUGUUAGUUUCGAUAUUGCAGCCAUAUUUAUACUACAGUUUGUAUUUGCUGCGAAGAUCGCUUAUGGAUUAUGUCUCCAUGAUGUUUGAAAUGGGGUUCCGA